Messenger RNA from Leucoraja erinaceus (little skate), 4238 nucleotides. Its product is annotated as T-cell-specific surface glycoprotein CD28-like. The transcript has 2 exons. The record is from RefSeq and is a predicted model, not a curated record. Gene Ontology annotation, cellular component: external side of plasma membrane. Bases 2497 to 3816 code for a protein of 439 amino acids. Lineage: Eukaryota; Metazoa; Chordata; Chondrichthyes; Rajiformes; Rajidae. Gene Ontology annotation, biological process: T cell receptor signaling pathway; regulation of T cell proliferation.
ACAGUACAGCACAGACACCAUGAAGAACCUGUGCCAUCUGGCUACUUUGCUCGUCUGCCUUCAAACGGUCCUGCUGAAGGUCCCAGGUGUUGAAAAACAAACAAGAGGAACAAAACAAUGAAUAUAUAAACAUGGAACCGCCGAAGCACGCCUCUGGUAGAAAACGAAGAAUGCAAUCUGAGCAUCGUACAUAACCCUACGCUGUAUAUAAAAUUAUCCAUGAAUGUAUGUAAGACGUCUCCUGAGGUUACAAGAGCAACUCAGGAAAGUCCCUGAUGAAACACACAUCUCUGCUUCCUUCCCAUCCUUUGCAUUGAUAAGCAAUGAAAGUUAGGUUUGAAAAUAGAAAGUGAAUACGGUAUAAUUCUAGAAACAGCUGCAUCACACUAGGAGGGGGAAAUGGGCAAAUACUACUAGAGUCCAGGCCCCCAAUAGCCCUUUCCAAAUCUUUCACUCUAACAAGGUGUUAUAUUCUCUCAGCACAAGUGUUUCAGAUGUACCUUGUUGGUGUUUGUAGCUCUGUUGCAUGCAGCUGAAUUGUUAAGCUUUAUUCCACUUCUCUUUUUCCCACCCCUUCCUCCACAAACCAAUCUGGUGGUGAAUUGGUGUGCUGAGGCUCUCUCAGGCCUGGGCAUCUACAGUCAGUUACCACACGAGCGAUAAUGAGCCUCUUCCUUCCUUCCCUCUCAUGAAUAUUCUACACUCAAGGGAAUUAUCAGCUGUUUCUGUGAUCUGCUUUCCAUAUCAUUCAACUAACCUGUGCUGCAGCCUCACCAAGCCCAGUACACCCUUCCUUAUGUAUAUAUCAGAACAGAGAGUGCACCAUAAAUAGCAGUAGGUGAUCAUUUGAGCCUGCUGUGCCAUUCACUGAAAUCAUAGCUGAUCUACCCCAACACCUUCUGUCAAUUCCUUUCGAAAGUCUAGAUGGCUUCCCCUGUGCCCUUUCAGAUAAAGGUCACAGUCAAGGAUCCUUUAGGAUUUGUUUUUGUAUCUGUUUCAUAGCAUUUAAUGAAUUGCCUAUUUGAAAUUUCCAAAGAAUUUUACUUAGUGUCCCCUAACUUAGAAAAUACUCUGAUCAUCAAAGUCCAAGAUGGAGCCAUAAUGAAUGCUUCGCACCACACACAUUGAAAACCAUUUGUUAUAGUUUUGCUUUAACUGCACUCCCACUGUGGCAUAACAUCAUGCAGGAUCCUGCUCAAUGAAGCCUGACUUACCACGGGGUACUGAACACCAAUAGAAUUGCACCCCAGAAGAGAAAAUGCUUUCAGAAGAUACCAUUUGAUAGAAGAAUAAAAAAGUGCAUGAGAAACUAGAACUGAAAAUAUAUUCCCACGAGGACAUGGUCACCCGCAUAGUAGUAAAUCUCCUCAUUUCUUUGCCCCAGAGUGCGCUGGAGGCCAGAUCUUUAGAUAUAAGAUGGAGAUGGAUAACAUUUGAAAGAUCAAGAAAUUAAGAAUUCAUUGAAACUAGCAUUGAAGAGGAAUUGAGGUCAGCAUAGAUCAGUCAUAAUCACAUUGAAUGGCAGGACAGGUUUAGGGGCUUGGCAGCCUUUUCCUGCUCCAAUUUUCUUGCGUUCACUUAACAGUAAAUUUAGACACAUCCUCCCAACAAUACAAUAGAAAAUGCUAAUAAUGUAGAUAUUGAAAAUCUGAAAUAUAUAAAGACAAUACUGGAAACACUCAGCUGGUCAGGCAGCAUUCGUGGAGAGAGUAUGCUUCAAACUGAUACAUUUUCAUCAGUAUACACACAGGAUGAGUUUGUGUUUUGCUUGGUUAAUGAUUUUAACCAUGCUAGUGUAGCCACUGUUCAUGCAACAUCAUGCACGCACAUGGCUCUGCAUGUAGAUUUAUGUGAUGUCUAAUUGUGUUUUUCUGCUUUUAUCUUUCCUAUUCUUGCAAACUUGAAAGUGUGUGUGUGUGUGUAUGUAGCUGUGAGUAACAUGGCAAAACCUGAGAAGUUGAUUUUAAAAGUUCUUCUAAAUUAUACAAUGCUUGUAAAUACAGAAACAAUGUGCUGUAUAUUUGUUUAGAAAUAAUCCGGUUGUUAUAGCGAUGGUCUAUAAUCAAGGCACCCUGUACCUGAAAGCUCACUGCUGCACACCAGUGUGCUACAAGCAGUCAAACCAGAUGAGCAGUGAUAGACCAUCUGCCGACCCAAAAACAUGUCCUACAGAGCGAAAUUCUCAGUUAAUCAGGGAGCUAGACCAGAUAUUCACAGGAGAAUUCCACCACAACAGCUUCACAACGGACAGAGACCAAUGCAGACAUGGAAAGCUAUGAAUACUGCUUCAGGAGCACCCAGCCACUUGGCCUUCAAAGCCAAUUCAAGACGUGCCUUGUUCAGUGCUAUCGUUGAUGCUUGUAAAUGACAAUGCUUUUCUUCAGCCAAGUCACUUAGUUUGCUUACAUAGUAAUUGCAAAUCUUAGAUAUCAUUUUCUCCACAUACUAAUGUUGAACUUCUCCUCAGGACUGUAAACUUGCACUGAUUAUUCCAUCAUGCACAAACCAAUAAACAGAUCUUUGAGUUUAACCAAAUUCCUCUAUUUCCUUGGACAAACACAAAUAUGGGACUACAGGACACAUAGAAUUCAACGAAAGCAUUUGUGCAAUUCUAAAGAAGUUGGGGGUUUAUCAUUACCUAACUUUAUAUAUUACUACUGGGCAGUGCAUAUUAAGAACAUAAUGUACUGGCUGGAUAGUUCCACUCAGCAGUUGGAGUGGAUAAGAAUGGAGAAAGAGGAGUGCUAUCCGCACGAUAUAGGAACGAACCUGCUCUCACCGAUAAAAUUGAAUAGUAUAAUAUAUAAGAAGAACCCAAUUAUUCACAAUAUAAUAAGAAUUUGGAAACAAAUAAAAGUAUCCUUGAAAUUAAAUAAUUUAUCAGUACUAACCCCACUAUUGAACAACCCCGCAUUCAAACCUUCUCUCAUCGACAACACAUAUCAACAAUGGGAUAGACUGGGGAUUAGGAAAGUAGGGGAUAUGUAUGAAGUGGGCAAACUGUUAUCAUUUCAACAAUUAAAAUUAAAAUUUAAAUUGAAGGAUAAUCAAUAUUUUAAAUAUAUACAGGUAUGUGACUUUAUGAAGAAAUAUACACAUAGAUUUCAAACUAUAUUUUUAGAUCCUUUAGAAGAAGCAAUGAAUAUUAAGGCUGAUUCACAAAAAUUAAUAUCAUACUUUUAUAAUAAUAUAUUAAAUAGAGAAUCACCCUCGACAGAAGCAUUAAGGGAAGAUUGGGAACAUGAGCUAAUGAUAAAGAUCUCGAAGGAUAGAUGGGAAAAGCAUUUGAUGAAUACACAUAACUGUUCUAUUAAUGCAAGACAUAAUUUAAUUCAAUUCAAAUUAUUACAUAGACUAUAUUAUUCAAAAACGAGGUUGAAUAAAUUUUAUCCAAACGUCUCUCCCAGAUGCGAUAAAUGUUUGUUUCAAAACGCUAAUAUAACACAUUCAUUUGUAGGAUGUACAAAGUUGAAUACAUUUUGGAGUGAUAUAUUUGAUAUAUUUACAAAGCUUUUCAAGUCAAGAAUAGAACCCAAAACGGAAUGGAUUAUAUUUGGAAUAAUAGGAGAAGAUACCAAUUUAAAUAAAGAUCAAAAUGUUUUUUUUAAUUAUGGGUUAAUAAUUGGAAAGAAAUUGAUACUUAAAUUUUGGAAAAAUACAACCACACCAACUGUUAAAAUGUGGAUUAGGAAUAUGAUGGACAUAGCACGCCUUGAAGAAAUGAGACUCCGACUAAUAGAUAAAUAUGACCAAUUCUUAAGGAGUUGGUCUCUUUUCAUCGACUUUUUGGAAUCAUGUGAUGCAGCGGUACCGUAAAGAUUGCUGAUUUCAGUUCAUGACGCGGAUAGAUCUACAUCUCCGAAUACAGAUUUGAAAAAUUCUCUUUUAAGGGGCCUUCUCUUCUAUUUCUACUUUCCACUUUCUCUCUUCCUUUUUUAUUUUUUAUAUACACACUUCACGUUUUUCUACUCCCUAUCAUCUAUUUUUUCACUUUUUCCUCUUUCUAUUGUUUUCCUUUUCUUGUCUUGCUUACUUCCUUCUCAUAACAUAAAACUAGAGGUUGUACAUAGAAUGGAUUACGGUAUUACAUAGUUGGCACCUAAAAUUAGGUUCCACUGUACUGUUUUGUGCGGUAUUAACUUCUAAUAAAAAAAAUUUUUAAAUUAAAAAAUUAAAAAUUAAAAAAACAUAGUAAUUGUAAAUCUUAAAUAUCAUUUUCUCCACAUACUAAUGUUGAA